Colletotrichum destructivum is the source of this 1347-nucleotide messenger RNA. Its product is annotated as Putative ATP synthase, F1 complex, delta/epsilon subunit, F0F1 ATP synthase delta/epsilon subunit. The coding region runs from base 462 to 1226 and encodes 254 amino acids. The record is from RefSeq and is a predicted model, not a curated record. The transcript is spliced from 5 exons. Lineage: Eukaryota; Fungi; Ascomycota; Sordariomycetes; Glomerellales; Glomerellaceae. Gene Ontology annotation, molecular function: proton-transporting ATP synthase activity, rotational mechanism. Gene Ontology annotation, biological process: proton motive force-driven ATP synthesis.
GUCGAUGCUACUUCAAUAUCUCAUGCAAGCGUCCUGCCACUGAGCUUCAGUUGGGUUUCAUGGCAUAAACUAUGUUGAUUAAAGCAGAACAGCGUAUGUUCAGCGGAAAAACCGCUCUGCUGUGCCAUGAUGGGUUCCCCAAUCGGAACCGUACCCUCCUGGCCCAGAACCCAAAGAUUCCUCGCUUCCUCACACUGAUGGGAGUGGUCUAGAAACUCUUCUCUUGAAUAUACACGUUCUUGGCGGUCGAUUUCUAUGAUGUGACACGUAGGAUUGAAGCUGCUUCAUCGAGAUUGAAAAGACCGCACUCCCUUGGGAAGGUAGGAGAGCUUCCUGGUUGAACAGACAUGAACGGCUUAUCGGCAUUUAUUCAUUCAAGACGGGUGGUUUGCCAUCACGGAGGUGGUGACAUUCCAUGUGGUGCCCCCACGCUUACUCAGCAAUUUGGCGUUGGGCUGUGAAUGGAUUGCCUGGCGCUGGCAGACAGACCAUUGAAGUCAGUAUUCCCUUUACAUACCUGUGAAAAUGAACUAAUGCAUCGGCAUGUAGAAAAAGAGGGAGAUGCGAGAGUCGGGGUUGCUCCGUGCGUAGCGGGUCAUGUGCUUUGCGGCGUGACCAAAGUUUCUCCCGCUAGCCGAAUCGCGAAUGGACUCAGCCGAAAGAUUCCUGCCCGCGACCUCACCCGAGCUGUCUCCAGCAUCACAUCCCCAUUGCCAGCUCAGCCCAUCAUGAACUCUUUCCGCUUCGCGCGCGCGGCUCUCCGGGCCCGCCCUGCUGCUAUCCGCGCCCCCCUCCAGCGCAGAACCUACGCAGAUGCCGUCUCGGACAAGAUCAAGCUGAGCUUGUCGCUCCCUCACCAGGCCAUCUACAAGUCCCAGGAUGUCGUUCAGGUCAACAUCCCCGCCGAGUCCGGCGAUAUGGGUGUCCUCGCCAACCACGUUCCCUCCAUUGAGCAGCUGAAGUCCGGCCUGGUCGAGGUUAUCGAGGAGAGCGGCCCCAACAAGCAGUUUUUCCUGUCUGGCGGUUUCGCCGUUGUUCAGCCCAACUCUGUCCUCAGCAUCAACGCCACCGAGGGAUACCCCAUCGAGGAUUUCAGCGCCGAGACCGUCAAGUCCUUGAUCGCCGAGGCCCAGAAGGUUGCCUCCGGCAGCGGAAGCGAGCAGGAUGUUGCCGAGGCCAAGGUUGAGCUGGAGGUUCUUGAGAGCCUGCAGGCCGUCCUGAAAUAGAGUGUAAAAGAAGGUCGUGGGUGACAUGACGUUGUACAUCAAAAGACUCGGAUUCCCUAACUCAUCCAACAUCGCAUAAUUGAAUCCACUUGCGAUGUUUUUUUUCGACGUUCCUUCUCCC